Molecule: messenger RNA, 1503 nt
Organism: Histoplasma mississippiense
Lineage: Eukaryota; Fungi; Ascomycota; Eurotiomycetes; Onygenales; Ajellomycetaceae
Exons: 4
Coding region: 1-1503 (500 amino acids)
Source: RefSeq, a predicted model, not a curated record
AUGGGGUUGGCGAAUCUCCCUCAGCGGUCCGCUACUGUUAAGACUGUCGCGACUACGAAUACCGUCAAGAGUGGUGACGAAGUCCUUCUCGACGGCGACAUGAGCGAUAUUUCCGAACUGAUGUUUAGAAGGUUACUUGCCUGGAAGCAUGUAUGCGGACACCUGGAGAAUUAUAUCAUUGCCACCCACAAGGCCCAACGCACCCUGGCAAAGGAAUUUGAGAAGGUCCUCAAGGCUGUACCGGAACCUCUGGAGGAAGCGGCGCAGUUCAGUGAGGGCAAGGGAGGUGUCGUUGGUCUUUUCGACAACAUACGCAUUAACAUAAUUGCAAUCGUCAACCUUCAUUUGGACAUAGAGAAGAAGGUGAAAACCAUUGCUCUCCCAACUCUCGAGCGCCUUCAUACAGAGAUCAAAUCCAAAACCAAAGACCUCCAGCAUGGCUCCGAAAAGGGCACAAAGCAGGUUGAAAAAGCCCGCUCUGCGGCCCAAAAGCAUAUUGAACUGCUGGGGAAAUAUACGGCUGCUUUUGCCUCGGGUACCGGAGGCAAGCUAGAGCCCGCGCACGAUCCUUACGUUCUGAAAAGAGGCACCGUAUAUCGCAUGAGCAAAGUUGUGACUGAAGAAAACAAUUAUCGAACGGAGAUGCUGCACCUUCAGGAAUCCCUUGCCGCCUUCGAACCUCAUAUCAUGCGAACGGUGAAGGAUGCGCUUUUUCAGUUAUCCGACUGUAUGGGUGCGCAAUCAGGCAUUCCAGGAAAGAUGUACGCAAACAUCGCCCAAGUAGCUCAGCAAAUCCCAGCCGAUUUCGAAUGGAUGGACUUUACCGUGCGCAGCGAGGCCUCCCUGAUCAAUUCCGCUGUCCCUCCCCUUAACAUUGACGAUGUUGCUUUCCCGAAUCAAGACCACGUCGCCACCAUCGCACUAAUCGAAGGCACGCUCGAGAGAAAAUCCCGCGCAAUGAUCAAGGGAUAUAAUGCAGGCUACUACGUCGUCUCUCCGGCUGGGUACCUCCACGGCUUCAAAGAGAACGACAACUACAGUCACGAUCCAAUACCCGACAUCACACUCUAUCUCCCCGAGUGUGCUGUCGGCAACGCUGACGGCGUCAAGUUCACCGUCAAGGGUAAAGACGUUUCGGGCGGCAAGGUCGGGCAAACCUUCGCCACAACCAGCGAACUUAGUUUUAAAGCCCCUUCCAAAGAUAUUGCGAGACAGUGGCUCCAUGUUCUUACCGGCAUGAUUAACAGGUCCGCGUCCGCAGCGGCCUCGCAGACCACAAGCCCAGCUGUGAGUAGGACUGUAAGCGGCGCGCAUGGGGUUCCUCCACCCGUAGCUCAUCCAGCCGCAGGGUCCACCGAAGCGCCAUCCCCGCCGACGUCUGGGCAAGAAGAGGGGUUCGUGGCGGUGGCAGGUGGUGAAGUAGAGGAACCAGAAACGGCGCCCCCAGAUAACAAGGUAGUGACUUCAACAGCGGCGCCCUUGCAGGAUACAGGUAAAUCAUAA